This is a messenger RNA of Neltuma alba, 659 nucleotides long. RefSeq lists its product as uncharacterized. Bases 27 to 647 code for a protein of 206 amino acids. The transcript has 6 exons. NCBI's taxonomy places the organism in Eukaryota, Viridiplantae, Streptophyta, Magnoliopsida, Fabales, Fabaceae. The record is from RefSeq and is a predicted model, not a curated record.
ACCAAAAUGUCAAGGAACUCCUAAGCAUGCAAGAGCUGAGCAUAACCAUUAUCCAACUCUUUGUCAUGUUUUGCUACGACCUUUCCUUGUUUAGAGGAAUUGAUGACAGAUUUGGAUUCUUGUGUCCAAUUGUUGUUCAAGGCAUAGAGUAUACACGAGAAGAUAUAAUAUAUUACAUAGGAAGUACUAUCAAGGAAGUUUAUAAGCAAUGUUGGCUUGCACCAAUUCGUGAAGGGAACCAUUGGACAUUAUGUGCUUUUUGUCCACAGUCAAAUAUCAUUUAUUGGUUUGAUUCACUUGGAGGAAAACAAAGCAAUGAUAUUGUGAAAGUAUUCGCUGAAGCCCAUGAGAUGUAUCAAAUCAAUGGAAGAAAGAACAUCAAAUGGCUACGUCCAAAUUAUCGUCGUCAACUUGGGGAAAAAGAAAGUGGAUAUUAUAUUAUGAGAUAUAUGUACGACAUCAUUGAUCUUAAUGAAGCUGACUCAUUAGACAAGCACUUCAAUAGUCCACAAUGUUAUUCUCAAGAAGACAUCAACUUUAUUCUGAACAAGUGGUCAGCCUAUUUAUUGAGGCUUCGUGGUCUCCACUUGGACUGGCCUCUGAAACGCAGGAAAUCUUUUGAUGGGAUAUUAUUUGGAUGUACUUGAUUAGAAGAAAUU